AUGGAAAAUAUGAUCAUGAGGCGUUCUACACUUUCACCAGUAAAAACAAAAAUUAAUGAUAAUGCUGACCUGUUGAAUUUAGACUAUAAAACUCCAAGCCCCAUUAAGAAAAAUCCAAUAAAUUCCCCUGACUCUGAACAAGAAUUUUUCCAGUACCUUCAUGGAACGGGCGAAAAAAGCUCUAAAAUAGCGCAUAAGAGAUCAAUGAGUUCAGUUGAAGAAAAUAUGUAUUCAUAUAUUCUUAAAGAUAAAGUAAGUUCUAAAUAGAUUUCAGGUCUGCUUAACUCACAUAAGCAAAUUAUGAAUGAAUUGCUAAAUGAUAAAUCUCCUUCCUCACAGCUUGAUUUUCAAGAAAAAUUAAAAGAGUUGAGUUUGGAAAAUUCCAAACUCGUGCUUGAAAAUAUAGCACUCAAAAAGCAAUUAGCUAAUCGUUAUUUCUAA
Messenger RNA from Blepharisma stoltei, 441 nucleotides. The record is from the annotation of a GenBank genome assembly. Lineage: Eukaryota; Ciliophora; Heterotrichea; Heterotrichida; Blepharismidae.